CAAUCGGAGUGCGCGCGUGUGUUUGGACGCUCCGCCCCCUCAGACACGAGCGUGGAGGGAGGCUGGCUGUUGUCAGAUGUUGGAGUGGAGAGAAACUUUGGCAGGCGACCAACAAUGUAGACGACUCGAGAAACUUUAACCAUUUUUACGAGCAGGUUUGCGUGUGUGUACUUGUGUAACAAUCGAAUUACUCGUGUUGGAUUGGUUACAGGCGGAUAUUUCUUGGAGAGGUAGAUGCUUUAGUUAUUUUCUCUAAAUAAUAAUUUAAAAAAAGUUCUUGCAGGCUUAGCUGGAAUCACAAAAGAACUUAGCUGGGUGCUAGCAAAGCACAGCAAGUCGUGAGCUAGCAUUAACGGCACUAGUUUCUCCAAGUGUAAGUCGGAUUUAUAUCUAAACACUUUAGAAGUCGGUAGUUGAAGCGAACCUGGAGUUUAAAAGUGGAAAUUUGGUAGUUUUGGUGAAUAAACUGAGAGAAAACACGCGGCUCUUCUCCUCCCCCUCCUCAUCCUCAUCAUCCUCUUCAUCCUUCUUGUGAGAUCGGGAUGUCGUCCCGCGGGGGUCUUCAGCCUCUCCGAGCUACAGUUCCCUUUCAGCUUCACACCACCACCACCAGCAGCUCCACGAAAACCCCAGCGCCGAGAUGGAGAGAGGCCAAACCGGCUGAGUCCAAGACAAAGGCUCGUCCCCCGAAGCCGAAUCUGAGACGGACGCUUUCCUUGGACACAUUAGUGGGGCCGUACCUCCAGGGCCAGUGGCCCAAACAGCCUGAGAGCCAGACUGUAAACUGUGUCAAUGACAAAGCCACACAGACCCCCAGUUCCUGGGCUGAAGAAAAACGGGGGAGAAGAGGUGGAGUGGGGCACAAGCGCUCGGCAUCAUGGGGCAGCGCCGAGCACCUCCGAGAGGUCGCUAAGCUGAGGCACUCGCUACAGAAGCGCUCCAGACACGCACCUCCUCCUGCUGGCUAUGAGCGCCUUCACCAGCCCUCGCCCACUAUCCAUACACACCAGCCUGGAGCUACACAGACCAUCCCUCUGUUGCCCCUAAGCAGGCUGGCUCCCAGACUGCGGCGCAGCGUAGAGGGGCUUAACCUGGAGCUAGAGGGGGUCUUUGUAUCCGAAACAGCCGAAGAUCAGCACAAGAUUUUGGAAGUGCCAGAUGGUCACAGAGCACCUGUUCCAGUGCAGAGGUGCAGCAGCGGCUCUCAGAGUGACCUUUCACCUGGGCUCCUGUCCCCCUCACAGUCACCGUGCCCUGCAGAACUGUCCGGUAUGGUAGUGUGUGGCCCUCUGGAUCCCUCUCCUUCUCCUCCGUUAUAUGUGAUUGACGCACCGUCCUCAUCCCCCUUCCCUAACAAGACCUACGCUUUCCAGAGAGAGCCUCCAGAAGGCUGUGAGAGAGUGCGUGUGUGCGAGGAAGCCUUUUCUCCAUGCCAUGGUUAUCCCCCGGCUCAACCCUCCUGCCCUGACCCCAACAAAGUGAACUUCACUUCUCAUGGAGGCUCCGCCUUCUGCCCUGUCAGUCUCCUGAAGCCCCUUCUCCCUUCCAUGGACUUGCUGUUUCGCGGCCUGUCAGUCUCACCUGUGACUGCCUGUUCAGGCCAAAACCUCACCUCCUGUCCUACAGCAGCACUUCCUGUGAGUGGAUCCCUGAGUGGGCCCCUCCCAGACUCUACCACAUCCUCCAUUUAAAAUGCUAGGAGAUAUUCGAUGGAGGAAAGCAGGAAGUGGUUCACCACUUCCAGAAGAGCAAUGGACCGAGACUUUGUGCCAUCAAAUCAUAGACCUGACCAAGUAAUGGUUUACCGGUAGUCGUAGCAAGCACUAACUGUUUACUUUUAGAUUAUAUCAGGAGAUACGUGAGGACAGGAAAGACAAUCUGUCACCAAAAGAAAGUAGAAAGAGCUCUGACACACUCAGGACAAACACCCUAAAAUUGUACUUGUGAAUAGACUCACACGGGAAGGUACCAAAUGUGUAUGUGAUGCUGCAUAUGUUCUAUUCUGUCUUGGUUGAAAUAAUGAUUGAUUUCCUUAAGCUGCUUUUAAUUAGGCUUAGUGGGUAUUGAAGCUGUACUUGCAGAGCAAGACUCCAUGUGAUGUCCACCUUAAAACAGAUGCCCCACAUAAUGAGUUUUUUUUUUUAAAUCCAGACAUUCAUUUUGCUCCAUCAAAUUUUGUGUUAUAGAGGUGACAAUCCUAUUUAUUAUUCGUAGUCUCCCUUGGCCUUGAGCUUCACCCUUUCUCAUUCAGCAUUGACGUGCAAUACAAAAUAAGUGUGUGCCCUUUUGUUUAAAUCGGUCAAAUAACAAACUAGGUCAAAAUAAACCUGUUUGGAGUUGACCAGUCAGGUUUAUGUUCACUAAAUGACGUCGGAAUCCUUUUAAUUGAACGUUCGAAACGUUGAAUGAGCAUUUCUUUUCCGAACACAAGUAUAGAUUGACAUCUUUGGCAUUAUCCACAAAGAGCUGGCAUACACGCAUCUGAAAUACGUUUUCUACAUAGUGUUCACCUAAAGAAAAAAAAACUUUCAAAAUGGAAAAAAAGGCACUGAUUUCUUGCAUAUCAAACCCUAUAUUUUUGUAUUUUUGAUAUUCAGAAAGAAUAUUUUUUCUGGUUUGUCUUUUUUUUAUCAGUUAUUAAAAAAAACUGAACUCGUGCAUUUAUCAGGAUAUUUAUCUACAUUAGAAUGUAGCAAGUACAAGGUUGUUAAAGCACUAAACACAGGCAGUGGAAAUUCAGCAUUCGUGUUCAUCAAACAGUAUGUCGGAGCAUGUUUUUAAUUGUUUUGUUUGUUUUUCUUGAAUUCCUGAGGAACUCAAAUGCUCCUGUCAGCAGUCUCGCAGUGGUGGAAGGUUGACUUAUUAAAGAAGCUCGCUCAGUUAUAGAACGUUUUUCGGGAGUAAAACAAAUUGUGCCGGUGUUUGCAGAUGUAUAACAGAUAUACCACUAUACCUUCACUGCAUAAUUUAAUGUCACCGCACAGCAGUAUUUAUAUGUGUAUGUGUUUGUGUGUGUCAUGUGUUCACACAAAGUAGCAGUGCAAACCUUUUUUUUAGAUUUUGUGUUUUGUUUUAUAAAAUGUUGUGCCAUUUUUGUAUGUAGAACUCACGGCCCAGAUUCUCAGGGUAGUUUUGUUCAGAUUUGUUCGGUUGAACUUCAGCUCAAAGUGUGCUGGGUCAGUUCCCCGUUUCUUUAAAAAAAAAAAAAAAAAAAAAAAAAAAGAAUGGUUAUCAGGGUGUUUUGUUUAUAGUGUUGCUUUGCAUCUUUAUUUUUGUUCUCUGAAGAGGUGCUUUGUAAAGUUUUCCCUCCCCUUUUAUUUGUCAUUGUCACAUGCAGUAAAUGUCUCUUCCUUGUAGAUUGGACUGCUGCAUCAAUGUUUGCUUGGACUACUUUUGAGUUUCGUCAGUUUUUGGAUGAUAUAAAAAGAGUACAAUAAUGCAAAA
Silurus meridionalis is the source of this 3444-nucleotide messenger RNA. RefSeq names its product family with sequence similarity 117 member Aa (gene fam117aa). Lineage: Eukaryota; Metazoa; Chordata; Actinopteri; Siluriformes; Siluridae. The coding region runs from base 543 to 1691 and encodes 382 amino acids. The transcript has 8 exons. The record is from RefSeq and is a predicted model, not a curated record.